Messenger RNA from Bolinopsis microptera, 2576 nucleotides. RefSeq lists its product as uncharacterized. The transcript is spliced from 4 exons. NCBI's taxonomy places the organism in Eukaryota, Metazoa, Ctenophora, Tentaculata, Lobata, Bolinopsidae. Gene Ontology annotation, molecular function: phosphatidylinositol binding. Bases 38 to 487 code for a protein of 149 amino acids. The record is from RefSeq and is a predicted model, not a curated record.
AUGAUACUCUGACAUGUGAGACACAAUAAGAAGGAUAAUGAGGAUAAGUAUAAGAAUCCCAAGUUGGUACACUAAGACUUCGGAGAAAGAAAAGGCUUACACUCAAUAUGAGGUUCAAAUACAGUUGGACGAAGAUCACUACACCAGAAAACUACGUUACAGUACAUUCAGAGAUCUACAUAAGAAACUCAGUGUAAAGCACAAGAACCUACCGUUUCCCAAUCGCCGUAUCGUCGCCAACAACCAGCACCCCCGCUUUAUCGAGUCACGCCGCACAGCACUGGAGGAGUUCUUGUGUGAGGUGAUAGCUCUUCAACCCAUACCCAGCACCCUGUGGAGCUAUCUCGACAUUGAUACCUCCGAGAUAAAGAAGAAAAACUCAAAGUUGCCGGAGAUGGUUGCAGUACGAGAGCAGGGGAUGAACCCUGUACCAGCUCCCAUCUUGAGGGGGGUCUCCACUGGAAUCAGAAUUAGGAACCACUGUUGAAGUGAAAGGUGUCGUCUGAUAUUUACUGAUAUUUACUCGUAAUUACUUGAUCAUAUUGACAGAUCGUUGUUUUAACUUGAUUUAUUGAUGUGUUGCGUCGCUGUUAUUAAGGACAACUGUCACUUUGAUGAGGUUAUUGUUUAUUAGUUCGGUUGUUUUAGAGUUGGACUCAUAUAUCCGUAACCCUAUUGGACUGCAAAUAAGUCUGGUUUAAUGCGUCGUAAUCUGGUUACAGUGUCAACGAUCACUAGUUCACGUUUACUUAAUGGCGUUUUCUGGUCAAAAAAGGAUUUUUGGCGAUGUUUUAAGUUUAUUUUAAUUGUGGUUGUAACGUACGCGGGUUAUUAUCGUUCGGUUGCAAAUUUCCCGACAUAUGUAACUCAAUGAGGAGGGUCGGUGGCAAAUUGAGACUUUAUGUUGCAGAGGGUGCAUUGCCCCCUCGAUUUAGUUUAGGAGGUACCAACCCCUCUACUGGUUACAGGCUUGCCAAUUGGCGACUCUGUUGAAAAAGGGGCACGCUAGCUUUGCGACCACUAUUUCUGUUUUAAAGCGGGGAAUUUGUAAAAAACGUCAGCGACAAACCGAGCUCGAAAAAAUUGGAGUUUUAUUUAAGAUAUAAUUAAUUCCGGGUAGAGAGGCGGAACAUACGACUGAUUGGUAAAUAACUGUGUUAAAAUUCCAGCUCCCCACCUAUAAGUCACCGUCACCCGAUUUGGCACGAUUCUGUUUGGAUGUUUUGAAAGAGGUUUACUAGACCACGCAACUUUACUUCAUGGCCCUGAUAACACAUAGCUAACUGAGUUCUGCUAAUAUAACAUGCCACCUCAAACCAAGAUCUUGCCAAAAACGAAAACUUCGGAAGAAUGUUAUUGAGUUUCCAAGAGGAAUGAAGGAUGAAGCUGAUUUAGAAUGGAAGUCACCGCUAUAAUUCCUUGGUAUUUCCCUCAUUCUCCAUUAUCUAUAUCAUGUGAUAGGACUGUUACUAUGGUUCCCGUAAAUAACGUAGAUCAGCAACAACGGCCCCAACAUUCCGUCUUUUAUCAACAUUUCUUUCCAUUCUACGCGGCUAUUUUUUAAUUAGCUUUUAAAAUUUGAAAAAUGUAAACAUCAACCCACGUACUAGUUAACGGAUUCACUCAUUAAUUCUUAAACUAUAGUCUUUAAGACUGUAUGCAACUGCAUUAAACAUUCCGAUGUCCCCAAUUAACUAUGUAAAUCUAAGCGCAGAUCCCAGAAAAUAUCGCAAAACCUACCCUGAAACGUUUUUAAAUUCUUGAUAAUUCGUAUAAAUUGUCGGCUAUUUUGGCUGAUUGAUGAGUUAGUUUGUUGGUACCUGGUAAGCUGGUUGUUUGUUUAUUUGAGACAAUGUUAGCCAGUUGGUCCAGGUCAUUGUGUGAGACCGUAUUAAAUAUUAUAUCAGUUUGACGCUUCACUGUCUGAAUAUAUUUAGUGAACGCAAUUUUUAUUAGAUUUUCCGUUGAAGGAAUUCUUUUCUCGGGUAACCCUAUUAUGAUAAAUUCUUUACGCUGUUGUGGAUUUUAAGGCUAAAUAUUGUUAAAAAGUUAGGCGAUCCCCAUGAUUAACGAACUGUGCUAUUUUACGGCUCACGACUUGUGAAUUUUCUAUUGAAAUUUUAACGGUUACGAAAAUAACUUUCCUGGAAAAGUGCCCUAAUUGCGAGUCCAUUGAUAAUUAAAGGCGUGGAUACUUGCCAGAAAAGUUAAUAACAUUUAUCCUUAAUUUACAAUGUUGACUUGACGUACCCUUCAAAGUAUAACGCAUUUAACGAUAUUAAAUUUGUCACCGUAAUUGGAUUUGCGUGAUUUUUAUAGGUAUUGACGGGCCGAUAAAGUACUAAUAUCAGCUGCAAUGCAGAUGACUUCACACUCUUUUGUUAUACGCCCCUUCCCAAUAAUUUUAAAAGCGCCUGAAAUCUUUCUAGGAAUGUAAUAUUUUUGUUAAUAUUUUGUAAGUUUAUGUGCUGUUUGUUGAAUAGUUUAAUGUAAACAAAACUUCAAUUUUUCUUGUAAACUACGACUUUUUUAUUUUGAUAUAUCAGUGCCGUUUGUAAUAUCAAAUGGAAUGACAU